This is a messenger RNA of Microplitis demolitor, 1007 nucleotides long. It is a transcript of the gene MBD-like, whose product is annotated as methyl-CpG-binding domain protein 3. NCBI's taxonomy places the organism in Eukaryota, Metazoa, Arthropoda, Insecta, Hymenoptera, Braconidae. The transcript is spliced from 5 exons. Bases 193 to 870 code for a protein of 225 amino acids. The record is from RefSeq and is a predicted model, not a curated record.
AAUAGAAGAUAGAGGAAGGUAGAGAUCUCCCUCCACUCGAGAGUUCAAUUUGCCUGUUCUUUACAUUGCUCCAUUACUUACACCAACUUACACUACACGCACUACACCUACACCCUUGUAAACUUGUGUAUAGAUAUUGUUUUGUUGUAUUUAUUUAUUUAUUUUGUAACAUAAUAACAUAAGUGAUAAAAAAUGAAUAUGUCAAUAGAUAAAAAAAAAUAUCCAUCGGCAUUGCCGACAAAUUGGCCAACUCGUGAUGAAAUAUCUCGUAAAAAUUCAAAUCCACUACCACCAUCCUCAGGAAAAGUUGAUGUUUACUAUUAUAGUCGAGGAGUAAGAAAUGAUGCAUCAUUAGUACCACCAAUAAGACAAACGGCUUCUAUUUUCAAACAACCAGUUACUAUUUAUAAAACACAAGACAGAAAAGUUAAUAAAGAUGUAAAACAUCCUACUCAGGAUAAACCAAAACAGGAAGGAACUGAUAAAACUGAUAGCAAAUAUGGCUCUCAAGAUAAACCUAAACAGCUGUUUUGGGAAAAACGAUUGGAAGGCUUGAGAGCAUGUGAUCCAGAUGGUUUUGAAUUCAACGGAAUGGAUUUACCUAAAACUUUAAAACCAGUAGGACCUUAUAUUACUGAAGAAACGUUACUCCAAAGUGUAGCAACUGCUCUUCAUAUGUCAUCCCAACCAGUAACCGGGCAAACUGGAUCUAAAACUUCACUUGAAAAAAAUCCAGGAGUAUUUUUAAAUCCUGACCAACCUCUAGUUCAGGCCGUCACGAUAGCUGAUGACGAUAUAAAAAAACAAGAAGACAGAGUUGCUAUUGCAAGAAAAAAACUUCAAGAUGCAUUACGUGCAAUUUCAACUUGAUUUCUUAUAAAUUAAAAAUUAAUUCAUAUUAUUAUUUAUACAAUAAUCUUUAUAUAUAUCUUUUAAUUUAAGUUCGACUUUUACAUUUUAUAAUAUACAAUAAUUAUCCAGCGUAAACGAAUAUAAAACAUAAUUUU